AUGGAGUAUUUAAUAAUUAAUGCUGUUGAAUUGAUUGAGCUAUGUAUAUUAGAAGUUGCAUUGGAUCUGCUGUCGAGCCACCAAGAACUGGCGAUUACUGUAGAGUCUACUCCAGACAGCUGUACCAGAACGGCCGUGCAUGCAUUGGCAAAUCUUCCUUCUGCUUUUCUACGGGGAUGUCGGCUCAGAUUUUGGCAACAAUGGCUAUAUAACUGUAUAUGUAUAGGUUCUACUUCCUGUCGCAACAUCCGUACGGAAUUCAAUACUCUACCUAUCCAUGUCACUUGUGAAGGGAGCACGACCACAGGAAUCCAGGGCCUAUAUGAUAUGAAAUUGGUUCAUGAUCAAACCUCAGAACUUCUGAGCCAAAUGUGCGAAAUGAUAAAAAAUUUGGAUAAAAAUAAAGUGCAAGAACUUCAUGUAAUUGAAGCUCUGUUUGUAGCUGUCGAACGAGGGAAUGUAGAAUUUGUUAAAAUAAUAUCUACUCGUACUCGCCAACAUUAUAACAUGCUACAUAUUGCAGCAACGUUGGCUCCUAAACCACAACUGAAUCGUAUUCCAGGAGCAGCUUUACAAAUGCAGAGUGAAUUACAAUGGUUUCAGGAGGUGAAGUCAAUUCUGCCUCCUUUUGCUCUAAACCAAAAAAACAUGUUCAAUAAUAUGACCCCAGAUGAAUUAUUUACUGAAGAACACAAAAACUUGUUGAUUGAGGCAGAAAGAUGGAUGAAAGAUACAGCAACUUCAUGUACAGUGGUAGGUGCUCUCAUUGUUACUAUCAUGUUUGCUGCAGCUUUUACAGUCCCCGGAGGAAACAACCAGGAUUCCGGGUUUCCAAUUUUCUUGAAUAAACAAACAUUUGAGAUUUUCAUAAUAUCAGAUGCCCUAUCACUAUUUUCCUCCACUACUUCAGUGUUGAUGUUUUUGGGAAUCCUUACCUCUAGAUAUGCAGAACAAGAUUUCCUUAAAUCUUUGCCUAGAAAGUUGAUGUUUGGUCUUUUCGCUCUCUCUUUCUCCAUUGUCUCCAUGAUGGUAGCCUUUUGUGCUACGCUUCUCCUUGCGCUGAGGGAUAGAUAUUCAUGGAUUUUCAUUCCUCUUAUUUGUCUUGCUAGCAUUCCAGCCACUUUAUUUGUAUUUAUGCAAUCUCCUCUUCUGGUUGAUAUUUUCCGUUCUACUUAUGGAGGAGGAAUCUUUGAUAAGAAAGCUAAGAUUUCGAAAUAGGUUACUUUUUUUUUUUUUUUUUUCAAUGUCCCUGUAUUAAAAUUGGUUUGGGAUUUUCAUGUUAAGUUUCGUAAAGAAUAAAUAUCUCAUGUGUAUGCAAUUGUUCUUUCGAAUAAUGGAGAUCAAGGGGCAUAACAUCGAGCCU
Ziziphus jujuba (common jujube) is the source of this 1363-nucleotide messenger RNA. Its product is annotated as ankyrin repeat-containing protein ITN1. The record is from RefSeq and is a predicted model, not a curated record. The transcript is spliced from 5 exons. Bases 1 to 1218 code for a protein of 405 amino acids. NCBI's taxonomy places the organism in Eukaryota, Viridiplantae, Streptophyta, Magnoliopsida, Rosales, Rhamnaceae.